Molecule: messenger RNA, 3160 nt
Organism: Alosa sapidissima (American shad)
Lineage: Eukaryota; Metazoa; Chordata; Actinopteri; Clupeiformes; Clupeidae
Exons: 11
Coding region: 247-1818 (523 amino acids)
Source: RefSeq, a predicted model, not a curated record
AGUGUCAUUAUUGCAGAGUAAACCUAUUUUCCUCUGGAUAGAGUAAUUAUAACAAUGUACAGAGUAAAAUCGUCUAAAUAGUAGUGUCAAAAGUGAGAGUUAAGUCCAACAUGCACACAAUGACCAAAUCUACUCUACAUGGUGAUGAUUCCCCGCGGAAAAUCCUAGAACUGAACUGGAGCUCAAGCUGGCAGUGGCACGUUGGAAAUCGUCUCUUUCCCCACUAGCAGACCUGUCGUGCAGAAAAUGCUGCUGCGUGUCUCGUUUGGCGGAGUGCAGAAGUACAUCAAGCUGCCUGAACUAACGUUCGGUGAUUUCUUGAGAGAAGUGAGUCUAAAAUUUAACAUUGCUGAAGACAGACGGUUGGACAUCAAGGUUUAUGACCAGUCUAACACAGAGGUCGACUCUGAGGUUUUUGAGGAGAUCGUACAAGAGUUCCAUGGACCUUUCCUAAUUUCAUUGGCCAAUGAAGCACCUGGUAACCCUCAGUCCACAUCAUCUCCAUGCUCUAUUGCAUCUGAAGACACAGUGAUCCUCAACUUCUCGUUGUGUGACCCAGCUGAGGAGCCAGUUGCAGCCGAAGGAAGUCAACCUAAAAGGCCUUGCCGCAUUAACUAUGAAGCAAAAGCUCUGAUUGAAAAAAUCUUGACGACAAAGCCUGGAGGUGACCGUGUCAUGGAGGAGUAUGCGAAAACAAAAUCAAUUACAGAUUCAACCAGAAGACAGCUCAUCAACAUACUUACUGCAGAGAUGACGGAAACACAUGGGACAUCUCCGCCCCGGAGUGUAAAAGUGAUGUAUGCACAGGGGAUUGUCGCUCUGUUUCCAUACCUUGAAGACCCAUAUUCACAGAAUGGCUAUGAACAUUACUACGAUCCUGAAAGUGGUUCAGGCUACAUUGCAUGGCGGUUGAAGACAAUUCAACGAAAAGCUGCUGAGGAAAGAGGUCCUGCAGUUAGUCAAUCUCCUAAAGUUGGUGGGCCAGGCCAUGGGUGUACUAGACCCUUUACUGCCGACAGAGUCCUGACUGACGAGGAAGUGGAAUGCGCUAUCGCUUUGUUGAGACACACUGCUGAUGAGGAGACCAUCCGUGAAAAGAUGAAAGUCACUUUCGUAUACCGCCACGCCAUGGUCAAUGAUGAGCACAAAUCAGCAGAGGUCUUCUCAGUAUUUCCACGGUUCCUAGACACACCAGGACUGAUAGAACAAGAUUUUAGAGUGAUGUUUGGUGAGCAGACUGCCAACAAGUUCCUGGAGAGGUGGCCUACCACUUUCAAAGCAGGAGUCAUUAAGGAAAGCCAUGGACUGGUCCCCUCCACAGACCUUCUUGAUUUAAUGCGCAACGCUGAGACAUCUACUGAAGUUGAAAAAGGCUGGGACAGUGACAUGUCUGCCAUCAUACUGCUGCUACAUCUGCUACCACCAUCUGCACAGGGACGAAAGAGGCCAGGGAAGAUAUCAGCAUCUAAUGCAGUUGAUCACCUCAUCAAAUUCCAAAAGACGGGAACAAGCGUGCAGCAGCAUCAUAACAACAUCGCUCAAAGCAGUCAGCCCUACCUCCUUGCUCAGGGACCCAAAAAAAGCAGCAUUCACUCUUUCUUCAUUGCCAUCGACAAGCAUGCACUUCCAUGCCAAGCCACCAGCUCGGUUGGAGCCCUGGAUGAGCUCUUCAAGGCCCACUAUGUGUUUGGUACAUCUUACAGUCCUGUCUUGAACAACUUGUUCACUUUUCUGCAAACUACCAUUUACAACAUUGACGUGGGGAAAACUAAGGAAACGCCAAGAAUUGCAGAGUUGCGAGCGAGAAUGAUGCGUUAGGCACUCUUGAAAUUAAACAAUGAGGUGCUUUCUUUGCAGCAAUGUCUUUGGUGGCGCAAACAAUCUAGUAAAGCACCUCAAAGUAAUACAUGGACUCUGUACGGGAAGGACUCUUUAUCUUCAAUGUGGCCAAGUGGGAUGCUCACGUUUUUUUCAAUAGUUUUUCUGGUCUUAGGAAGCAUCUGAAUAAGUGUCAUGUGAAUAGUGCAUGUGAUGUUAUUGUUGAAACUGAACCACCACAUUGUCAAACUGUUCUUGAUAGUACUAAUGCAAAUCCCGCAGAAGAGACAUAUGAGGCUGAGGUUGAGUCAGAGCCAGCAUUAUCGUCAGAACACCUUGUAAAUAGUUGUGCCUCUGUCAUUUCAGAUCUAAAGGCAGCAGGUGUUGCCCAGUCUGUUGUUAAUUCUUUUGUGACCUCUAUGGAGGAUAUUGUGCAGGAAAUUCAUGAGCAUGCAAAAGAGCUUUGAAUUGGCUGUGAAUUUAAGUGCAGAGUCUAAUGAUUUGGGACUAAACGCAAUUCAGUCAUGGUGCUUACUGAGGAAUGUUCCCCUUAUAUUUGGAGAUUUGGUAGCCUCUACAAACCAACACUGGGCCCUGCUUAUUUUGUUAUUACAGAUAGUAAACCUUGUAUUCUCUCCCACGUUAUCUCAAGGCCUGUGUGUGUAUUUGAAACAUUUGAUUGUUGAACAUCAUAAACGGAGGUAUAUCCUCAGAAAAAACUUUUACCAAAACACCAUUUCCUAAUUCACUAUCCUCGCUGCAUUCAGAAAAUAGGACCUGUACUCCAUAGCUGGUGCAUGAGAUACGAAGGCAAACAUAAUUUUUUCAAGAAACAACUGAAGUCCUUUAAAAAUGUCACAAAAACAUUGGCCAAAAAGCACCAAAAUUAUAUGGCACACAAGUGGCGAUCCUCAACAACGUUUAUUCGCUUGGACAUUGGUCCAGGAAAAAGUGUGUCUUUAAAUAUGAUUAAUGGUGGUUCAGUGAUUGCUAUGCAAAUGAAAAUGUCCAAUUUUGAUAAGGUUAUUAAAGUGACGUGGGCUAAGCACAAUGGGUAUGCAUACCGCCAACACCUGGUCGUUUGUGGUGAAGUUCUAUGUGAAAUGCCUCUGUUUUACCAGAUUGAAUCAGUUGUGAUCAUACAGAACAAACCAGUGCUGCUCACCAUACCUUUAUUUACAGUAGCUUUCCAAGAACAUUUCUUUGCUUAUGAAGUGACUAGGACUAAGAAAGUUUUUGUUGCUUUUCAAGUUGAUGAUCUGCCUUAUCCAAGGCCUUUUGACAUACAAAUGUCAUGUGGAGAGAAUGACACUACUAUGUAUGUUGUCCCAUAUUGUUAUCU